AUGGAGUCGACACGGGUCGGUUUGGCAGCGGUGCUGCUGGUGAUCGCUUGGUGUCUGUUCUUCAACGUCGGCCUGGUACUCGGCCGCAGCAUCACCAGUCUCGAGGCACCGAGCGGCUGCGAGUGGAAAAAGGACGGAGAAGACGGGGAAAAAGAGCUGGCCUGUAGGGUUAGGACUAUCGCCAACGUGCCCAGCCUAAUUGGCAAUCUCUCGGCCAUUCAAGUGGACUCGAUCGGUUCUUUGGCCUUGGAAUGCAGUGACGUGUUGUUCUUCGAGAGCCAGAUAGAGGGACCCCACGGCUUCUUCUCUCCCUUGCCGCGUUUGGAGAAGCUUCGCGUGGAUUACUGCAAGAUUCGUUACCUGCCAGGUGGUGUUUUCGCGUCGGCUCACAACUUGCGCAGUCUGUCCGUGAGGACGCACAACGGAGACUGGUCAGCGAUGACUUUGGAGCUGCACAGGGAUUCUCUCCGCGGUUUGACGUAUCUGCAGCAUCUGGACCUAGCCGACAACAAUCUCUGGACACUGCCGUCGGAAUUGCUCUGCCCGGUGCAGAGCCUGGCCACACUGAACCUGACGCGCAACAAGUUACAGGACAUCGUUUCCCUUGGAUUCUCCGACUCGGUAGAGUCGUGCACACCUAGCCUGGAGCUGCUGGACCUGAGUAACAACGAUCUCAGCGCCUUGCACGAUCGCGCCCUCAGCAAUCUGCGCAGCCUGACGGUGUUGAAGCUGCAAGAGAACGCGAUAAACGCUGUGGGUGAUCACGCUCUAGCUGGCCUCACCGCCCUGCACUCGCUCAACAUGUCCAGCAAUCGUUUGGUCGCUUUGCCGCCAGAACUCUUCUCCAAGACGAAAGAAUUGAAGGAACUGGUACUCAGCAAUAACUCGCUGUCCGUGCUAGCGCCGGGUCUGCUGGACAAUCUGGACAAUCUGCAGAUACUGGACCUGAGCAACAACGACUUGACAAACCAUUGGGUGAACAGAGACACGUUCUCGAGGCUUCUGCGUCUGGUCCUGCUCGACCUGUCGUUCAACGCGCUCACGAGGAUCGACGGCCAUGUGUUCAAGGGACUGUACAGCCUGCAGAUCCUGAGACUAGAGCACAACGAGAUCGAGACGUUGGUGGACGGUUGCUUCGGAUCUCUGACGAACCUGCACUCGUUGACUCUGUCGAACAAUCGCAUCGCGAAAUUCGAUCCGGCGCACACGAUCGGUCUGCCCACGUUGAAUCAACUCUAUCUGGACAGCAACAAACUGAGAUCGUUGCAUCGUCACGUGUUCGACAAUCUGACCGGUCUGCAGGAUCUAUCGCUGAGCGGGAACUACCUAACGGAGAUCCCGUACUCGGUUCGCGUGCUCCGUUCCCUCAAGACUCUCGACCUUGGCAACAACCACGUGUCCAGAAUCGACAACGACUCGUUCGCCGGGCUGCGCGAGCUGCUGGGACUGCGACUGGUUGACAACAAGCUGGAGAACGUGUCGCGGGAAGCGUUCACCGCGUUGCCCGCGCUGCAAGUGUUGAACCUGGCGAACAACUACAUCCGUCACGUGGAGCAGAGCGCGUUCGCGAGCAAUUCGGUGUUGUGCGCGAUUAGAUUGGACGGGAACGAGUUGACCGAGAUCCGCGGCGCGUUUACCAGCCUCUCGACCCUGGUCUGGCUGAACGUGUCGGACAAUAAGUUGCUGUGGUUCGACUACAGUCAUCUGCCGAGCAACAUAGAAUGGCUGGACAUACACGCGAAUCAGAUAAGCGAGCUCGGGAAUUAUUACGCGGUACGGAACACGCUGCGUAUAAAGAUGCUGGACGCGAGCUACAACCAAAUCAGCGAGAUCGCCGAGGCGAACGUGCCCGACAGCGUGGAGACGUUGUUCCUGAACAACAACAAAAUACGCACGGUGGCCCCGGGUACGUUCCUGCAGAAGACGAGCCUGCAGAAAGUGGUGUUGUACGGGAACGAGAUAAGGAAUCUGGACGUGGCCGCGUUGGCGUUGCAGUCGGUGCCGGAGGACGCGGAGCUGCCGCAGUUCUACAUAGGCAACAACCCCAUUCUCUGCGACUGCACCAUGGAGUGGUUGCCGAGGAUCAACGAGAUGGCACGCUUUCGACAGCACCCGCGUGUGAUGGACCUAGACUCGGUCACGUGCGAGAUGGUGCACGCACGGGCGACGCCGCGGAGGCCGCUGCUGUCGCUGAAACCGAAGGACUUCCUCUGUCGAUACGAGGCGCAUUGUUUCGCCCUCUGUCAUUGUUGCGACUUCGACGCGUGCGACUGCGAGAUGACCUGUCCGGACAAUUGUUCGUGCUAUCACGACCACAGUUGGUCGAGCAACGUGGUCGACUGCUCGAACGCGGGCUACAAGCACGUCCCCGAACGAAUUCCCAUGGACGCGACCGAGAUCUAUCUGGACGGCAACGAGCUGGGCGACCUGGGUAGCCACGUGUUCAUCGGCAAGCGUCGGCUAGAGGUGUUGUACCUGAACAACAGCGGCAUAUCGGCCAUUCACAAUUUCACGUUCAACGGCGUGGGCGCGUUGCGCGUCCUUCACCUCGAGGACAAUGCCCUGCGCGAGCUUCGAGGCUUCGAGUUCGAUCAGCUGGAACGCAUGUCGGAGCUCUAUCUGGAUCACAACGCGAUCGCGACCGUGGGCAACACGACCUUCAAGAAGAUGAAGAAGCUCGAGGUGCUGAGGCUGGAUAGCAAUCGGAUCGUGAACUUUAGGCCAUGGGAAGCGUUGCCCAGUGUCGGAGACAGCACCAGGGUCGCCCUGGAAGGGAAUGCUUGGAGUUGCGAGUGCGGCAACGCUGCUAAAUUGCGCGCCUGGCUGGCAGAGCAUCGCGGGGAUCCCGAGAAGAUGUACUGUCGCGACGGCGUCGAGACGCUGGCACAGGCUAUGAAGCGUUGCGGCGAUCCGUCUACCGAGGCCGUGAGCCGUGGCAUCCAGGAAAUCCCUCUGCUCGGUGGCAACUUUGUGCCGCUUUUAGCCGGCGCCUUGGUGGCUGUGAUCGCGAUUUGCCUGUUCGUCGCGCUAGCCUUCGCUUUCCGCCAGGACGUGCGCCUUUGGGCUCAUGCCCGUUACGGUCUCCGCCUUGGCAAAAUGACCACGCCACCGGACGAAGAAAGGGAUCGCCUGUACGACGGCUAUAUCGUGUACAGCGAGAGGGACGAGGAUUUCGUGUCGAGAUUCUUGGCCGCCGAAUUGGAACAAUCCGGCCUGGCCCUUUGUCUCCACUGGCGGGACUUGCCACCGGCCAGGCCGCAAGAAGCCGUGCCCCCGGCCGCGGCAGCCGCCAGACGCAUAGUCAUAAUCUUCUCGCCGGUCUUUCUCAUCAACGAGUGGCAGCACACGGAAUUCCGCGCAGCCCUGAGGACCGCGCUGGAGAACAUCAGACCGAGUUCGAGGAAGAGACGCGUGGUGGUUCUGCUGGCAACCGAGGCCCCGGCCCGUGAUCCAGAGCUGCAGCUGCUCCUUCAGACCUGCACGGUGCUGAUGUGGGGCGAGAAGAGGUUCUGGGAGAAGCUCCGGUUCGCCAUGCCCGAUUCCGUGGGCAAGAGGCGAGACAGCAAGAAGGUGAACGACCGAAAUCGCAAACCGGCGCGUUACACGGCCGCACCGUCCGCCGGUGACGUGUGGACCAAGCCUAAUGGCGUUUUGGUCGCACCGGUGCACGCACCCACGCCCACGCCCACGCAGUCCACCUAUGUCAGCUCGGCGUCCAGCAGGACCGAGGACGAGGACAGCGGUGCGGAACAUCAGCACCAGCAUCAACAUCAGCACGGCGGUUACAGCGCGCUGCACAGCGGAAACGCGCGGCCUGCCAGCCUCUCCUCGAGGGGCAGCCAUCUUUACAGCACCAUACCGGAACCACCGGUGCCCACAGCGCCUCCUGGUGAGGUCUUGACGCAUCCAGCCAAUCCUCGUACUUAUUUCGUCUAG
Molecule: messenger RNA, 3936 nt
Organism: Eufriesea mexicana
Lineage: Eukaryota; Metazoa; Arthropoda; Insecta; Hymenoptera; Apidae
Product: toll-like receptor Tollo
Exons: 1
Coding region: 1-3936 (1311 amino acids)
Biological process (GO): signal transduction
Molecular function (GO): protein binding
Source: RefSeq, a predicted model, not a curated record